GUCAAACCGGUAGUAGGAGUUUUAUUCAACCGCUGAUAUAUCUGGUUUUACCAGAUUUACCGCUUCUCAACACUGAUGGUGGACGAUUGAAUCAGCUCAACAUCACAGUGCUCAGACUGGAGUCGUGAGGAAGGACAGUUAUUGUCCCUCGGAUCCUCAGAGAAUCAGCGCACAGGGAUUCAGGGUUUGGACUCAGGGGCUCAGACCUGGUUCCCCUGCAGAGAUGAACAGAGCUGUGUGGUUCCUGGUCACUGUCUACGUCUCAGUGCCGGUGAUUCUCUACCUGUUCCCCUGUAUUCUGGGCCACAUCAUAUUUGCUCACUUAUUGAGGUUUCCAUUCUCGGCGGAUCUGGGCCGACCUGAAGACGUUGUGAACCACACACGCAACUUCUACCUCAACCCAGAGGAGGGGAUCUCAGUGGGAGUAUGGCAUACACUCCCUGCCAGCCAAUGGGACGACGCCGAGGGGAAAACCCCCGAGUGGCACCAGGAGACUCUGGGAGAUGGCAGUCCUGUUAUUAUCUAUCUCCAUGGAAACGCAGGAACCAGGGCGAUGAAACACAGAGUAGCACUGGUGAAGAUCUUAAGUGAAGCCGGGUAUCACAUCUUAUCUUUAGACUACAGAGGUUAUGGAGAUUCCAGUGGGGAGCCAAGUGAAGCCGGAAUGACCCGUGACGCCCUCUACCUGUACCAGUGGGUAAAGACACAGAACCGAGGGAGUCUGGUCUGUAUUUGGGGACAUUCACUCGGCUCCGGUGUGGCAACUAAUGCUGCGGUGAAACUACAAGAGCAAGGUUCUGAUGCUGAUGCUUUGAUCCUUGAGGGUCCAUUCACGAGAAUUGGAGACGUUGUGGUCACUCAUCCGGUCGCUAAGAUGUACACGUUCCUUCCCGGGUUUGACAGCUUGCUGUGGAGCAUACUUGAAACUAACAACCUAGUGUUUGCAAAUGAUCAAAAUUUAAAGGUCCUGACCAGUCCUCUUCUUAUACUGCACUCAGAGGACGACAACAUUGUACCUUAUCACAUGGGUCAGAAGCUGCACCAGAUCUCACUCCAGACUCAGAAAGAACAAAACACAGAUGUUCACGUUGAAAUGGUUUCCUACAGCGCGCACCUCGGAUUCUCCCACAGCAGCAUCUACUUAGAUCCUAAUCUGUCCAACGUGGUUAGGGGAUUUCUACAGAAGCUGAUUCAGUAAAGCGGCUCGAGGGAAGUGUGCGUUUUUUGUCGUGUUGUUGCUUCUGUGCAUCUUUAUUUUUUGCGAAAAGUGGAAAAAACCUGAAAUGAGAUUGAAAUAAAAGCCCUCGAGUUGACAA
Messenger RNA from Limanda limanda (common dab), 1316 nucleotides. Its product is annotated as lysophosphatidylserine lipase ABHD12-like. Gene Ontology annotation, molecular function: monoacylglycerol lipase activity; phosphatidylcholine lysophospholipase A1 activity. Bases 224 to 1198 code for a protein of 324 amino acids. The transcript has 13 exons. NCBI's taxonomy places the organism in Eukaryota, Metazoa, Chordata, Actinopteri, Pleuronectiformes, Pleuronectidae. Gene Ontology annotation, cellular component: endoplasmic reticulum membrane. Gene Ontology annotation, biological process: phosphatidylserine catabolic process; monoacylglycerol catabolic process. The record is from RefSeq and is a predicted model, not a curated record.